Molecule: messenger RNA, 2189 nt
Organism: Mytilus trossulus (common blue mussel)
Lineage: Eukaryota; Metazoa; Mollusca; Bivalvia; Mytilida; Mytilidae
Exons: 2
Coding region: 62-1759 (565 amino acids)
Molecular function (GO): zinc ion binding
Source: RefSeq, a predicted model, not a curated record
UUUAUUGACCUUGUGAGAAGAAAUGAUAAUUGUUAUAUGACGUAAACAUUUUAAGAUUAGAAUGGCUUCAGCUAGUGGGUCAUUUUGUGGUGUGUGUGAAGCCCAGGACGUGGUUAAAGAAGCUGCCUUUUGGUGUCCGGAAUGCAACGAAGGGAUAUGCACAUCGUGUGAAAAACACCAUCGAGCUUCAAGAGGUACAAGAAAACAUGAGGUAACUUCAAUUGAUGAUUAUAAACAAAUACCGCCCAUAAUAGCAAGUAUAAACCAAUACUGCCCAGAACAUGACAAAAAAUAUCAGCUCUACUGUUCUCAACAUGAACAACUUUGUUGUCCGCUUUGCCUCACAACAAAUCACAAGAAAUGUGAUUUUUUAGUAAUUGAUGAAAUUGUCAAAACCUCGAGAAAUUCAGCAUCUUAUGAAAUUAUGGAACAAAAUUUACAAGAAAUGAAAAACAACACAGACAGAAUAGUGGAAGAUCGAAAGCAGAAUCUAGAGAUAAUCGAACAGCAGCGGCAAGGAUUUCAGACAGAUAUAAAAGAAAUGCGUGCUAAAAUAAACAUACAUUUAGAUAAACUUGAACAAGAAAUACAACAGGAUUUACAAACUGCGGAACAAAAGGUCAUGUCACAAAUAAACAGAUUUGUGCAAAAAGUUUCUGACCAUGAGAAAACAAUAGAUGAGCUACAGAAAAAUAUAGCUGCGACUAAACGUUUUGCAACUGACCUUCAGACAUUUUUUGGCGGUAAAAUGUUUGAAUCCAAGAUUCAAAAAGAAGAGGAGUUUAUGAUGUCUUUAAUAAAAGAUGGAUGUUUACAACAACUCAACUUACAAUGGAGAGUGGAUGCCAAGAUGUCUGAUAUUCUGUCUAUGACGAAGAUUGGUGAGAUGUCCGUUAUAGCAAAACCGUCAACCAUUUCCGUGACUACGGAUAGGGAAAAACAAGCUCAACAAAUGAUACCAAAGAUACCAAAAACAAUUAAUGACAUUCAUCUUACCUUAAUACAAAAAAUUGAGAUACCGAAAGGGGAAAAUAGAAAUGUAAUCACAGGUUGUACUAUCAUGCCUUCUGGUAAAAUUGUUUUUGCUGAUCACUCAAAUCAUCGGCUUGUAAUCCACAACGAAAAUGGAUUGUUUGUUUGUGAAACACCUGUAUCCAAUUGGCCUAUAGAUGUUACAUGUAUUGAUGAAAACACGGUCGCUGUCACCAAUAAUGUAACGCCUUUUUACAUAGAAAUAUUUAACAUCGUCAAUAAAAAAACUGUAAGACAGAUUAACACGUCCAAUCAGUGCUACGGCAUUACAAAUGAAAAAGGAAGAUUACUAUAUUAUGAAGUAGGAAGGGGUAUUCAAACAGCAGACGUCAAUAGCGGAAGUACUGUUACUACAGUAGUUAAAGUCGAUGGUAAGCAAAACUGGAACUAUGUUGCAACAUCAAAUGACAAGAUAUACCAUACAAUAAAUCAAUCAAAUACCGUAACAUGCUACACAAUCACGGGACAGGAGGUUUGGGAAUACAAAGACGAAUCUAUUUUGAAAUCUGUUCGUGGAGUAGCAGUUGAUAAUGAUUCCAACGUGUACGUGGUAUCCAAUGAGCAUGACAGUAUCGUCGUGCUUUCACCAGACGGGAAGCACGCGCGUCGAUUGUUAACAAAGGAGAACGGAAUACAACACCCUUAUGGUAUCUAUUUUGACAAAGGAAGAAAUAUUUUAAUGGUAACGAAUGUAUAUGGACCAACCAGUUUGUAUAAAGUUAAAUGAUCGGCUAAAAAGUCAGAAAUCAAACAGUUUGAAACAUUUUGUAGACUAACAAACAAAUGUUCAAUGUAAACAGUGCAAAAAUAUUAUUGACAUUAGUAACGUAAGAUAUUAAGUCUAAGAGUGUAGAUUGUCAGUUUUAAAUUUAGUAUUUUUUAUUAGUUUUGUUGGGUCAAUUUUCUCUGAAUUAAUUUCACAUCAGGGCCUUUACAAAAUAUAUAAAUGUCAACUUCUAUUUCACGUUUUCGAAGCUUAACACAAUGUUCUUUGAUAUUCGUCAUCGUGUUCAAUUUGACUUAUUUUCCGUAAGAGAUGACCAAGUUGAUUAUUAACGCCUGAAAAUAGCUAAAACCGCAUUUUUAUACCGAUUUUGGAAAUUAUUCAGAAUUUAUAAACAAAAAAUUGAAUAACCAAAAACAAAAGUUUGUUGUUA